Molecule: messenger RNA, 2630 nt
Organism: Strigops habroptila (Kakapo)
Lineage: Eukaryota; Metazoa; Chordata; Aves; Psittaciformes; Psittacidae
Gene: IL10RA
Product: interleukin 10 receptor subunit alpha
Exons: 7
Coding region: 65-1846 (593 amino acids)
Molecular function (GO): protein binding
Source: RefSeq, a predicted model, not a curated record
CCGCGGGGCAGAGCUCAGCACCCCACUCACCCAGCGCAGAGCCCGCAGAGGAUGCUGAGCCGGCAUGGCCCCCCUCGGCACAGCCCUGGCAGUGUGCACAGCGCUGCUCCUCGCCCAGCCGGCACACGGUGAGAGGCUGGCGAGGCCAACACGGGUGCGCUUUGCUGCAGAGACAGCACAUCAUCUGCUGCGGUGGGAGCCGGGGCACAACCCCCCCAGCAACAUCCUCUACGAAGUGGAGCACAAAGUCUAUGGCACGAAUCAAUCCUGGACAGCCAUCCCAAACUGCAUGAGGAUCUCAGGGCACGCCUGCGACCUCACGUACUACACCCUGGACCCUGCCCUGCGCUACUAUGCACGGGUCAGGGCUGUGUCUGGAAACCACACGUCCCCGUGGCAAAGGACCAACUCUUUCUCCCCGCAAGAAGCCAGCCUGCGCCUGUCGGGCCAGAGCCUCUCUGUGAUGGGCAACACCAUCCACGUGCAGCUGCAGCUGCUCCUCCGGACAGGGAACCUCACCGUGAAGUACGACGACAUCCAGAAGCAUGCGAGGCGAUACCGGGUGUACGUCAGGAGGGUGCAGGACAAUCAGACGUAUGAAGUGAUGGAGACCGCCCCAGAGUUCAACAUCAGCAACCUCUUCUGGGACACAGAGUACUGCAUCAGCGUGGAGCCCACCGUGGCCAGCCGGCGCACCGGCACCACACGCACCGACGAGCAGUGCGUCACCAUCAGCCAGAGAGACAGGAGCGCAGAGCUUGUCCUGAGCACCGUCAGCUCCUCCUUCGUCACCCUCUUGCUCUUGGGGCUCCUGGCAGCUCUGCUGGUGUGCACCUACAUAAAGAGACCCAUGAGGCCGCCGUCCGUCCUGAAGUCUUUCAUAAAGCAGAGCUCGCUCUGGGUGGAGCAGGAGUCCUCACCCUUGAGCAGCCCCGAUGCAGACCCCAUCCAGCAGCUAUUCCUGUGCCAGAAGGAGCCCCGUCAGGUCAGUGUCCCCACCAGCAGCACCAGCACAGUCCAGCUGCCCCCGGAGAAGGGCUGGAGGCUCCCAGCAUGGCCUGAGGACAAGGUGUGCCUGCCGGGGCCAGGGGCCAUGGGGAGCGGAGACAGCAGCGGCACCAGCACCGACAGCGGCAUUUGCCUGCGCACCUCCUCCUCGGAACUGAGCUGCUCCUCGGGCACCGAGCCCCAGGGAUACAAGAGGCAACUGCCCACUGGUGAUGACAGUGGCGUGGGCUUGGAGAGCUCCUGCCCUCGCCUCACAUGCUCCUCUGGGAACACCAGCCCCAUGGAGGACAGGCAGCCCUGCAGCGGGGAGCUCAGCAUCAACCCUGACACCAGCCAGCAAGACGUGGAGUUCCGUGGGUACCUGCAGCAGUCCAAGGGCACGGUGGAGCUAAGGCACGACCCAGCCAAGGGGAUGCCCUUCUCGGUCUGUGCGGCAUCCCUGCAGGGCCUGGGCAGCACUGACAUUGCGCUGGAUGUAGAGUGCUCUGAGCUGGCUGUAGUCAAAGGGUAUUUGAAGCAAUCCUCUCCUGAGCAUCCCCACAGCCACACACAGGACCUUGCUCCAUGGGGAGCCCCUCAGGAUCCCACUGCGUGGGGCAUUUCCAGCCAGGCAGGGCCCCAAGCCCCCAGUCUGCUGAGCUAUGGGGCUCCAGGUGCUCCCCUUGCCUCCAGAGCCCACCCUGAGCUCCUGAAAGCUCCCUUUGACCCGAGCUUCUUCAACACUGACCUCAUGGAGACGCUGCCGCUCAUCUCCAGCCUCAGCACCAACAAGUGGCUCAUGCUGCAACUCAACCCCCUGAGCCUGCUCAAUGGGGACAGCAAGGACAGCCGCCUGUGAGCAUCCCCACGUGCUGACCCAACUACCUCUUCUAGCCACUGCCCACAGCAGCAGCUACUCUGAUAAGCUACCACCCACCCCUGAAUGUCAGUGCAUCAAACUGAGUGGUGCCCUGGUGAGGACUCACUGGAGAAGCACCGGUCUAGUGACUUCUGGGGCUGCUUUGGCCCUGGCAUGGCUGUGGCCAGCCCCCAGCACCUUCCCUCUGCCACUCUCUGGUACAAAGCUAAGGAGACACAGGGACAGGCUGUGCUGGAGGGGCUCGUCCCUGCCUUCUCCAGCCACCAAGCCCAAGGAUACACACACCAGGAUGUUCCCAAGGUGCAAUCCUGCCACAUCUGCCCAGCACAGGGCAUUGUAGCCUCAGGGCACCCUUGAGACCCUGUGUUUUCCCUCCCCACUUCCCCCUUUCACCGGGCUCCUCCAGCUGACGUCCGCGCUGCUGAUGCUGUCCAAACCUUUCACAACAGACACCAGCAGCAGCCUGACGUCAGGCAUCCUGCUGUGGGACGCACAGAGCUCCCACUCUGGCUGGCCUCACUUGGAGGGAGCGAGGGGAUUUCCUGACCCUACAGAGACCUUUCAGCAUCCAGCCCCUAUGACAGAGACCCGGGUGCGGGCUACCUCCAGCAGGGUGCAGGAUGUGUGCAGCAGCCACCCUAUGAGCCCAGCACGAGCCAGGGCAGCCCUGCCCACACUAUGGUCCAUGUUAUGCCACUAUUGCGUACAGACAUUAUUUAUUCUAUUUAAUUUGUAAAUACAGAAAGGAUGUGGUCCAUCCAAA